AUCCCGCCCAUUUCACCUGACUCUCCGGACGCUGCCGCGUUAGUUCUCCGCACCGAGCGUCUGCCACGGUCCACGCUUCUUACUCAUCUCCAUCUUGAUCCCACCGCUGUCAUGCCACGAGGAAGCCGCAGUGCGGCUGCCAGGCCGGCCAGCCGCCCAGCCCAUCCUCCUGCGCACCCACCACCCUCAGCCCCCGCCCCCGCACCUGCCACCUCGGGACAGCCCGGUCUUAUGGCUCAGAUGGCAUCCACCGCCGCAGGCGUAGCUGUGGGCUCAGCUGUAGGGCAUGUCGUGGGUAGCGCCCUGACCAGUGCCUUCAGUGGGGGAAGCUCAGAGCCUGCCCAGCCUGCGGUCCAGCAGGCCCCUGCCCGUCCUGCCUCUCACCCCCUGCAGAUGGGGCCCUGCGCCUAUGAGAUCAAGCAGUUCCUGGACUGCUCCACCACUCAGAGCGACCUAACCCUGUGUGAGGGCUUCAGCGAGGCCCUCAAACAGUGCAAAUACAAUCACGGUCUGAGCUCCCUACCCUGAAGAGGCUGUGGGCUUGCUCGUAGCCUAACCCCUCACCGACAGUUUGAUGGCGAAGAGACGGUCCUUGUGCGUAAGGAAGGACAGUUCUCACCCCGCAGAAUAACAGGGGACAGAAAUGUUCAAUUAAAAAGAGUUUACUUUAGACCACA
Rattus rattus (black rat) is the source of this 677-nucleotide messenger RNA. It is a transcript of the gene Chchd10, whose product is annotated as coiled-coil-helix-coiled-coil-helix domain containing 10. Lineage: Eukaryota; Metazoa; Chordata; Mammalia; Rodentia; Muridae. The record is from RefSeq and is a predicted model, not a curated record. The transcript has 4 exons. Gene Ontology annotation, biological process: mitochondrion organization. The coding region runs from base 112 to 528 and encodes 138 amino acids. Gene Ontology annotation, cellular component: mitochondrion; nucleus.